AAUCUAACAGGUACUGUACUUAAGAGUGGUUCAACUGAGGGGGAGGGAGGUACGGGUCUUAUUCAUCCUGCCCUCACUCUCCUCCUCCUCCGCCCUGAGCUGGGAUGGAUGGUGUGGCUGGAGGUGUGGGGACACCCGGCAGCGCCCCGGGGUCCGGUGGGGACAGCCUGCCCAGACGUAGCGGAGGGGAGUCGAAGCGGCGCAGUAAGAGCAGCCUGCCCUCUCCGGGCUACCGGCUGUCGCAGGCCUCGCUGGAGGGGGAGAAGGUCUCCUUCGGGGCAGACACCACUUCCUCAGGUGGACGCGGUCGUCGUCUCUCCAUCAUGAGCUCCUCCACCCGGGACGGCCUUCCCUUCCGCACCGCGGGCACGCCAACCACCCCUGGGCCCCUGCCGCCUCCGCCGCGCUCAGUGGGCUUCGCUGCGGCCCGCGCCGCCCUCGCCUCCACCUCCUCCACCGGGACCGGAGUCAUGGUGGUGGCCACCGGGCAAGAGACCACCACCACCACGACCUGCAACACCACCGCAGCUGGGACCCCCGAGAUGAUGGGUCAGUCUGGACUGGGAAUGUUCGGCCUGGGGCUGGACGGAGAGGACUACAUGAACUCAAACCAGAACACCUUCAUCCAGAGGCAGUUCGGAGCCAUGCUCCAGCCCGGGGUCAACAAGUUCAGCCUGCGCAUGUUUGGAUCCCACAAGGCUGUGGCAAUGGAGCAGGAGAGGCUGAAAUCAGCAGGGACAUGGAUCAUACACCCCUACAGUGACUUCAGAUUCUACUGGGACCUGUUGAUGUUAGUGUUGAUGAUGGGGAACUUGAUCGUCCUGCCGGUGGGCAUCACCUUCUUUAGAGACGAGAACACUGCCUCGUGGAUCAUCUUCAAUGUGGUCUCCGACACUCUCUUCAUGGUCGACCUGGUUCUCAACUUCAGGACGGGCAUCGUCAAGGAAGACAGCACUGAAAUAUUGCUGGACCCAAGGGCCAUUCGCCAGAGAUACCUGAAGAGCUGGUUCCUGGUGGACUUUGUGUCGUCCAUCCCGGUGGACUACAUCUUCCUGAUGGUGGACAGUCUGGACUCUGAGGUCUACAGGACGGCCAGGGCGCUGCGCAUCGUUCGUUUCACCAAAAUCCUGAGCCUGCUUCGGCUGCUCCGCCUGUCCAGACUCAUCCGCUACAUCCACCAAUGGGAGGAGAUCUUCCAUAUGACCUAUGACCUUGCCAGUGCCAUGGUCAGGAUUGUGAACCUGAUCGGUAUGAUGCUGCUGCUGUGCCACUGGGACGGCUGUCUCCAGUUCCUGGUCCCCAUGCUGCAGGACUUCCCUCCUGACUGCUGGGUUUCCAAGAACCUGAUGGUGAACGACACAUGGGGCCUGCAGUACUCCUAUGCUCUUUUCAAAGCCAUGAGCCACAUGUUGUGCAUCGGUUACGGUGCACAGGCUCCAGAGGGGAUGACCGAUGUGUGGCUCACCAUGCUCAGUAUGAUCGUCGGCGCCACCUGCUACGCCAUGUUCAUAGGCCACGCCACCGCCCUCAUCCAGUCGCUGGACUCCUCGCGAAGACAGUAUCAGGAGAAGUACAAGCAGGUGGAGCAGUACAUGUCAUUCCAUAAGCUUCCAGCAGAUGUUCGGCAGAAGAUCCAUGAGUACUACGAGCACCGCUUCCAGGGGAAAAUGUUUGAUGAGGAGAACAUCCUGGGAGAACUCAGUGAGCCACUCAAAGAGGAGAUUGUCAGCUUUAACUGCCGUAGCCUGGUGGCUAACAUGCCGCUGUUCGCCAACGCUGAUCCCAACUUUGUGACCGCCGUGCUGACCAAGCUCCGCUUCGAAGUGUUUCAGCCGUCGGACUUCAUCAUCCGCGAGGGCACAGUGGGACGGAAGAUGUUCUUCAUCCAGCACGGGCGAGUCGGUGUGCUGACCCGUGGCAACAACGAAACCAAGCUGAGUGAUGGGUCGUACUUUGGAGAGAUCUGUUUGUUGACUCAUGGACGGAGGACAGCGAGCGUCCGGGCAGAUACGUACUGUCGUCUGUACUCUCUCAGCGUGGACAACUUUAACGAGGUGCUGGAGGAACAUCCAAUGAUGCGACGUGCCUUUGAAACUGUGGCUGUUGACCGUCUCGACCGCAUAGGCAGGAAGAACUCCAUGCUCCUGCGGAAGUCAUCCCAGGCUGGUUCGCUGGGGGGCAGCAUGGGUCGUGGUGGAGGCCGAGGUGGAGGGGGUCCCGGAUUGGGGGGAGGCCUUGCAGCUUGCGGUCUGGGUUCCUGUGACAGCAUGCUGGUACAGCAGAUUGUCAAACACGACAGCAUGCCGGCCAUGCAGGACGCCAUCGCCGCAGCUGCUGCAGGAAGAGGCGGAGUCAUGGGAGGAAGCGGCACAGUGUCUCCUCGGCCACGCCCUGUCAUCUGGGCACCGCUGGUCCAUGCUCCCCUGCAGACUGCAGCUGCCACCACUAAUGUAGCCAUCGCCCUCAUGCACCACCAGCAGCAACAGCAGCAGCAGCUCCAGCAGUUGCAGCAGCAUGCACUUGGAGGAACGUUCUUCCUGCCUUCCCCUCUUGUCUCCCCCUCUCCCUCCUCUUCAUUUCCUCUGUCACCGCCUCGUGCUCCUGUGUUGCAGCCCCCCCGCCCCUCUGUAAGCUCCCUCAUAGGGAUGAUGACGAUGGGAGGAAUGGGUGGUUUGUCCCCAAGAGGGGGAUUUCCUGCCUCCCCCUCAACCAUGGGCCCUCUUGGUGGGGUGACAUCACCACCUAUUGCCAAAACACCACCCACUCCGGCUUCUUCUGUCCAAACGUCUGUCCAACAAGGACGGACUCUUCAUUACAGCCUCCGUAUCCAGACUGAUCAUCCUUCAAUGAUAGCUGGACCCCAAACAGGAGGAGGACCACCAACUCCACCCCUCCAUAAGGUGCCAGCCACCAACCCAACAGCUGCUCCUAGUGCCCCAGCAGAUGGCAACAGUUCUGUGACAGGUCAGAAGGGAGCGAAAGAAGCUCUGUUACGUCAUGGAGGAAACAGUUCCCAGGGUCUUCCGGCACUGGGCAGACUCACCCAGGAAGCCAGGUUGCUGUCCGCCUCGCAGCCCACACUGCCUCACCGCUCGUGGGUUGGGGUGCAGCCACACCCGCCCCUCCACCGGAAGGCCUCUGGUGGUAAUUUGUUGGCAGCUCCUUUCCUGGCAGGGCAGUUAGCCAGGGGAGGCAGUGCAGGCAUGCUGACCUCCAAUGCUCCAGUGCUGCUGGCAACAUAUAUACCAUUUAAUGCACAAAUACAAGCACCGGCUACAGGUCCCAUUCAGUCCAUUCUUCCAUAUGCUACCCCUCCAAACAUGGGCAAGUACACACAAUCUUCACCUCACACUGCCUCUGUACCCGCCCCCACCGCUGCACACAUGCCUUCUCCGGCUUCUAUGCCAUCUCCUUCCCCUCCAAAACAAACCCCACUCUCCUCUGCCACCCCUUCGCCUGCACCCACCCCUUCGUCUCCCACCCCCAUCCUCACCCAACCAGCUCGCCCGAAACCCAUCCCGAUGCCCCCCUCUCUCUCCUCCUCUCCCCCUCCCUGCUCCACUCCGCCCUCAGCUGGAACAAGACCGCUGUCGCUGUCCUCGACGCCUCGUCCCAAACCCCUCCCUACACCUCCCCUCCGCUCCUCCUCUCCUUCCCCCGCCUCUACACCGCCUCCAUCCUCUGUCUCCACCCCUGUUUCACUACCUCAACCUUAUGGGCCCAAAUUAUCACUUACCUCCUCUCCCCCUCCCGCCUCCUUAGUCGCCUCCACUCCGCCGCCUCCCCAGAACCACAGAGCCCAGGCAUCCAACAUCCCUCCUUCUGCUUCUCUGUUAUCUGGCCUCAGCCCUGCCCCAACCCCAAUCCCUUCUCCAAUCCCGACCCCCACUCAGAGUACUCGCUCCCGCUCCUCUAUCACAUCCCAAACUCUAACGCAAACCAUCACACCUGUCACUCAUACCCAGACCUUUACCCCUACACCCUCGCCAACCCUUGCUACAUCAGUGCCCUCCCUGAGUAAAGAGAGUCCGAACACUUGUCUCCAGACCUCCGUCUCCAGCUCAGUUAGGUGCCCCACUUUGAGCCAGAUCCCAAAACAGGCCAAAACAGGCCAAACUCCAGCUCCUUCCUCAACAUCUGCUUGCACCCCUUCUACUAAAGUAACAUUCUCAGUUCAUCCUGUAAGGCAAACCCCUCCUGUCAUCUCCUCAAGCCCGAGCUCAGGCUCCGCUCGCUCCACAACCGCAUCGACAACCUCAUCUUCGACAAGUUUACGCCCACACCCCAGCUCCACUAACCCCUCCUCUCCCACAACCCCUUCUCCAAAUACCUCUCUGUCAUCUACCACUUCACCCACCCAAUCAGCAAAUGCAGCCACCAAUGCCAACACCACCUCCCCUAAAGGUGGGAAAAAUGACUCUCAACUAGAGCUCACCAUAAAAGACUCAGAGGUACUCAGACACAAACUGCCCCCCAACGUGUAAGAAAGAAGGAUGGUGGACUUUAAAUGAUGUGGCCAGUCAAACUUUGGGUACACAGAGUUGUGUCAGAGUUGACAUCACAAUGAUCUCACAUGGACAUCUUGUAUGCAUUCAGUCUAGGUUGUGAUUGUGCUAGAACAUCAGGUGUUUAUGUGACACUCAGCCAAGCCAUCGAGGACGGAGAAAGACUAAAUGCGGUGUGCUGACGGGUACGGGCUGAGGUAAAGUUUGAAAAAAAAAAGAAAACACACAUACAAAUGUACACAAACAUAUCCGUGUUAGUGAAUGUUGGAGCAGGCAGGGGAGCUGAAGUGGAAAUAUCGCAGCAUACACAGUAAAACACAGUAAAACAGAGUGCAAGCAAUAGCUGAUGGGAAAACAAUGAUAACAGCAAUAUUUGAGAAACAUUUGCGACUCGAGUAAUGAAACAGGAAAUGACACUGACAAUAGACAAUAGAGAAAAUAACCGUCUCUCUGCUGCAAGGAAGAAUGUGUAUCAUGAUCUCAAGACGCAGGCAAUAGAGCAGACACUUCCUGACUUCCAGCUCCCUCCUGUCUCCCAUUCUUCACCAAAGUGUAAUAUUUUCUCAUCGGAAUAAUAAUUAUUAUUAAUACAACGAUAUAGCAUUUUAAAAGAAUCGCUGCAAAGUCAAUGCUCAUAUGAGUUUAAGUAAUUAGGAGCAGUCCACUGGUAGUUUUGUUGUCCCAGGUGUGUGGUGUUUAGUUUUAUGAACAAACUUUUAACCCUACAUGUUCACUCUGACCACUUGUGAGUGAUUUUAUUGUGUGUGUGUGACACACGACACUGCUCUGCUGUGCGCUGUGAUUCACUGGAUUUAGUUCCACCCGUCUGCCUGUACUGUAAAUACGUCCCUCUCUGUGGGUCUGCUGUAUACUCCUUCAUUUCUCUGCCUCUUUGUUUCUCACCUCUCAUCCUUCUCGCCGCCUUUCAUCAGAUUUCACAGCUCCGGUCGAUGAGGCUCACAGACUCUCUCACUCCCUCUCUCUCGGCUUGCCCGACACUUGGCUCUCCGCUGCCAUCAGCCUCAUGCUCAAUUGGCGGCCUCCUCCUUCUGUUGCCAGUUUCCGCGCCAUUUCCAGUGAUGUUCGAUGUUUUGUGUGGGUAGCAACAAGGCAUUUCUGUCUUAAUCCCUGAUACCAUGUUGCCUAGACUAUAUAUUAAGGACCAAAUGUUUUAUUUUUUAUUUAUCACAGCUUUAGCUUUUGAACAGGAAAAAAAUUGCUAAUAAUGAUGAUGAUGAUGAUGAUGAUGAUGAUGAUGAUGAUGAUGAUGAUGAUAUCCCUAACAACCAUGAUGGUGAUGUUGAUAAAGAUGGUGUAUAUCUG
This is a messenger RNA of Platichthys flesus (European flounder), 5828 nucleotides long. Its product is annotated as potassium/sodium hyperpolarization-activated cyclic nucleotide-gated channel 2. The transcript has 10 exons. Gene Ontology annotation, molecular function: monoatomic ion channel activity. The coding region runs from base 105 to 4484 and encodes 1459 amino acids. Lineage: Eukaryota; Metazoa; Chordata; Actinopteri; Pleuronectiformes; Pleuronectidae. Gene Ontology annotation, cellular component: membrane. Gene Ontology annotation, biological process: monoatomic ion transport; transmembrane transport. The record is from RefSeq and is a predicted model, not a curated record.